AAGAAUUUUCAGGGGGGAAAUCUUCUAAAUAUACAGAUAAAUAUACUCUUCACCAUGAAAUCAUUAUCCUUCACCAUGAAAUCAUUAUCAGUUGUCGUGUUCAUUUUAUGCCUAUCGUUUUGUAUUUUUGGACAAGAGAGUCUACCAUCUUCGACUAGGGGGAAAUCAAUUCGGCAAACUCGACCACUUUGGCAAGAGCAUUACCUGAUCGAAGAAUGUGUAAAUAACAGCUAUACUCAGAAUUCUUGUGAGAAAGUUUUUUGUCAGCCAUGGCAGAGGUGUGUGGAAGGCACCUGUGUCUGUAAGCUACCCUACCAGUGCCCAAGGAAUGGCACCUCUGUUUGUUCUGUUCAGCGGAAGACUUUCCAAAAUUACUGUCAGCUAAAGAGCUUUGAAUGCCGACGUAGAGACAGCAGGUUUAUGAACAAAGGGCAUUGUAAUUCUGAAGAGAGUUUUGAAAUUUUCCUGGAGACUGAAGAUGUAACAUCAGAGGGAUUUAUUCAAGUCAGAGUGAACCAUCUCCAGAACACAUUUAUAUGUGGGGAUGGAUGGGGAAUGAAUGAAGCAAAUGUGGCCUGCAGACAUCUUGGUUUUCCAGAGGGGGCUGAUCGUGCGGAGAUUAAUUACCCAGCAGAUGACUCAGACUCAUCAGUAUGUCUAAAGGCAACUUGCAGAGGAAUAGAGACCAGUCUAGCUGAAUGUACUCUGACUAAAUUCAGUAACAUUGAUGCGGAAGUUGCUAAGGUGGUAUGUCAUACAACGCACAAAGGAUGUUCUUCCAGAGAAUUCCGCUGUGUCAAUCAAAAAUGUGUCCCAUCACGUAGCGUUUGUGAUGGAAUAAAUGAUUGUGGAGAUUCAAGUGAUGAAUUGUGUUGCAAAGCAUGUAGACGCGGAAGCUUCCACUGCCACUCGGAUGUGUGUAUUCCAAACAAAUAUCUUUGUAACAAUGAAAAGGACUGCCUAACUGGAGAAGAUGAAAGUCGCCAGUUGUGUGAUCAGAUAAAGGAAAAUGAAAGAGAAAGAACAGAAGCACCUGAAGAGUCCAUGGAUGAAGAAAGAAAAAAGUUGAAAACAUUUCUACCCCAACAACACUGUGGCAUUGCAAAUCGAGCGGUUGCUCGUCAGAAGCGAAUCAUAGGUGGACAUUUGGCAGAAAAGGAUGAGUUUCCUUGGCAAGUGGCAAUUAUAAACGAGCAGAAGAGACUUACCUGUGGUGGGGUUUACAUUGGAGGCUGUUGGAUUCUGACUGCUGCACAUUGUGUUAGAGCAAGCCAUGUGCAUCUUUAUAGGAUAUGGUCUGGGAUGAUUAAUUCACUAAAUAUGAAUACUGGAAUAGAAAUAUUUUUUAUAAAAAAGGGGAUAGUCCAUGAAAACUAUAAUCCCGAAACAAACGAAAAUGACAUUGCUUUGCUGGAGAUGAAACAAAGGGACUUAAGAUGUACAUCAUGUGACCUACCAAACUUUGUGCCAGUGUGCAUCUCCUGGUCACAAUAUAUGUUCAGACCUGGUCACCAGUGCAAAGUGUCUGGCUGGGGACUAGACGAAGGAUUUAUGAAACAAUUUUCCCUUAAGUGGGGGUAUGUUUACUUACUGGGGAACUGUUCUGAGAUCCACAGGGAACGUUAUUUUGAAGGAAUGGAAUGUGCAGGUACAGAUGAUGGCUCUGUAGAUUCCUGUAGAGGUGACUCAGGAGGACCCUUGGUUUGUUUUGACUCCCAUAAUGUAGCGUACCUUUGGGGUAUUGUGAGCUGGGAUAAAGGUUGUGGUGAAAAAGGACGUCCUGGAAUUUAUACAAAGGUGGUCAAUUAUUUUGAUUGGAUUAUCCGCCAUACUGGAGAUCUUCUAAUUUCUUGAAACAACGUGUGAUUUUUUGAGUUUAAAUAAUUCUACACAUACAAAAAUGAAGAUUGGCUAGAAGUCUGGAAAAGUCAAAGUUAAGCAUUUUUAAGUCACAUUGAUUUCAGUGGGAGAGGAUGUGCCCCAUGUAAGCAUGUUUGCUCAGAAGGGCUGACUCCCAAGUAAAUGGGCAAAAGCGUGUUGAAAUAUAUGGAUUUAGAAUUGCAUAACUCUGGGUGGAUUAUACCGUAGACGCAUCAAUUAUAACCUGUGAAAUUUGCAUGUAAACAAUAGCCCACAUGAUGCACAAGGCAAUGCUGUCACUCCUGAUUGGCCAGUGCUGUUGCACAUUGGAAGCCAGCCCUGACAGUGUUCCAGAAGAGCACAGUUGUUCAAAAGAAAAAUUGCACCAUUACUUAAAACCGUAUACCCCUACUUGCACAGAAAAUUUCCUUGCGCAUCACAUGGACCAAUGACUGCAUUUUUUGUACUUGCACUAUAAGUUCAAAUAAAAUUGAUGCAUACGCCA
Messenger RNA from Hemicordylus capensis (graceful crag lizard), 2365 nucleotides. RefSeq names its product complement factor I-like. The coding region runs from base 55 to 1854 and encodes 599 amino acids. Gene Ontology annotation, molecular function: serine-type endopeptidase activity; protein binding. The record is from RefSeq and is a predicted model, not a curated record. NCBI's taxonomy places the organism in Eukaryota, Metazoa, Chordata, Lepidosauria, Squamata, Cordylidae. The transcript has 13 exons. Gene Ontology annotation, cellular component: membrane. Gene Ontology annotation, biological process: proteolysis.